Sorghum bicolor (sorghum) is the source of this 1858-nucleotide messenger RNA. RefSeq names its product non-structural maintenance of chromosomes element 4 homolog A. The record is from RefSeq and is a predicted model, not a curated record. Bases 168 to 1421 code for a protein of 417 amino acids. NCBI's taxonomy places the organism in Eukaryota, Viridiplantae, Streptophyta, Magnoliopsida, Poales, Poaceae. The transcript is spliced from 7 exons. Gene Ontology annotation, cellular component: Smc5-Smc6 complex; nucleus. Gene Ontology annotation, biological process: DNA repair.
CGUUUUCCCCUUCGCCUUCCUUCCCCUGCACACCACACCGCCUCCAAACAAAAUCCAAAACCACCACCACCACCACAACCGGCUUCCCUCUCGCCCUCGUUCGGGAGCCUAGGGUUUUGGGAAGUCGUUCGAAGGCGGAAGGCCUCGGUGCCUCGCUUGCCAGUGCAAUGGCGGAAACGGGAGCGAGGGAGCCGGAGCCGGAGCCGGUGACGCCGCCGCCGCCACCGGCGCAGCAGGCGGAGGAGACCCAGGCGGUGGACGAUCGGCGGAUGUUGCGCUCGCAGUACCACGCCGUGAAGGGCCUUAUCAGCGAUGAGAAGGACGACAUGGCGAGCGUGGACUCUGAUAAGUUCUGCUCCAUUAUCAACAAGGUGGAGAGCCUGCACCAGCAUGUUCAGAGGCCUAGGGAGCAAAUAGCUGACGCAGAAACUCUGCUGGACCUUACGGCUAGUUUGGUAGCAUCAGUAAGGUCCCAAUCAGUUUUGGGAAUCACACCUUCUGAUUUUAUUGCUGCACUGCUGAAGAAAUAUGGAAAGAAAAGAGGUCCCAAUGAUGAGAAUGUUUCAUUGGACUGGGCUCGUCUUGGGCUUGCAACAUCACAUGUUUUCAUGUCUGCAUCUGGAUGUGCCACCAUGGUUGGUCCCAUGAAAACAGAAGUGAAGCCACGAAGAGUUUGUGUUAGGAGAAAGAGGACUGCAAGGCCACGUGGAAGCGCUUGCCCUGAACAGCUUGCUGAUCCAUCUGAGAAAACGAAGUCUGAUACUGACAAGAAUAUGUCUAUUAUAUUUGAUCUCCUGAGGAGGAAGAAAAAUGCAAGGCUGGAACACCUUAUUUUAAACAGGACAUCAUUUGCCCAAACAGUGGAGAACAUAUUUGCCUUGUCAUUCCUUGUGAAAGAUGGAAGAGUUCAAAUCAAAGUCAAUGACGAGGGACAUCAUUUUGUCUAUCCAAGGAAUGCACCUGCAGCUAGUGAUGUUGCCUCAGGAAAUGUGGUCUAUAGCCACUUUGUCUUCCGAUUUGAUUUCAAAGACUGGAAGCUCAUGAAAGGAGUUGUUCCAGAGGGGGAAGAGCUUAUGCCGCACAGGUCCUCUGAGACCAUAGCCAACACAGGAGGAAAUCAUACUGAGGCCAAGGAGCCCUUGGCCACACCAAGCACAACAAUUAGGAAACUCUGCAGGAACCGGGGCCUGGUCUCGCAAGAUGAGAUGGUUGCGAUAGGUGUACAUGGAGUCAUGGAAAAUGAGACGGGAGCCAUGGGCGCGAACGGGGCCAUGGAUGAUGAGGUGGUAGCUGCCAUGGGUGCGAAGGAAGCUGCGGGAGUGGCAACUGGAGCGGAGGAAGUCAUGGGAGACAAGAUGGUAAUGGAGCGGAAGGACGUGAAGCUGACGUACAAGCGCAGGCGUCUGUUCCAGGACGCCUGAUGCCCUGAUCCAGCUGAUCGAGGCUGGUGGUGUACAUGUCUAGGUACUAGGUAGAGAACUAGAGAUGCCAACCCUGCUCACUUCAGCUUAGCUUACCUUAGAUGCAUUUGGGUAAAGCACCCCCACUGGGCAUGGGUCGUGGUGGCUUUUGGAAUUGUUUGGGCGCCACAUUGUUUUGGAGGUGUUUUUAGUGUUAGUUUUUGACGUACUUAGGCCCGAAGUAACCAGUCAAGAACUCAAGAUGCUGGAUGCUUCGGUUGACUUGCAGUGCUGAUGCUUAGUUAUGUCGGUUGAACAAGUUCGCUAAUCGCUACUAGUCUGGUGCUCGUGCUGUGAACUUCUAAAGGUGCUCGUGCUGUGAACUUCUAAAGGUGCUCGUGCUGUGAACUUCUAAAAGAUGCUCUGUUCUCGAACCGAUGGUUUGAGAACUUGACCCA